Verruconis gallopava is the source of this 902-nucleotide messenger RNA. RefSeq lists its product as uncharacterized. Lineage: Eukaryota; Fungi; Ascomycota; Dothideomycetes; Venturiales; Sympoventuriaceae. Gene Ontology annotation, molecular function: transcription coregulator activity. The transcript has 2 exons. The coding region runs from base 126 to 737 and encodes 203 amino acids. Gene Ontology annotation, biological process: regulation of transcription by RNA polymerase II. Gene Ontology annotation, cellular component: mediator complex. The record is from RefSeq and is a predicted model, not a curated record.
CGGUGAGUUACCUUGGAGCUUUAGAUCAACAGUUCUGCGAGCGGAGAUCGAUCAAUUUUGCUCUCAAUUUGGCUGAUUCAUUGCUUACCAUCGUCACAACUGCUUCUUCGUCAAAGUAACUAGCCAUGUCAACUACGGCCGUAAUAUGUCUAUCCAUUGAUCUGCAACAUGCUCAAGAACUUCCCUCUAUCAAGGAAAAGGUUCUCUCUAAAUAUCCCACAGCUACGCCCCACGUUUGGGGACUGAGCCUGAGAUCGCUGCGUUCGACAGCGACUACGCCUGAUGGCAAGCCCUCGUCUGACACGCAGUACGUCGUUCGGGCGUCUCACUUCCACGAAGAGACGAUCCUGGCGAUCGACACCGGAAAAGACUUCUCUACAGUCUCGAUCCCUUCGGAAGAGGGGGAUCCGUUUGCCAAACUGCUUACGGAGAAGUUCAACACGCUUUGGGUGAUGAAAAUGCUGCUCGCCGUCGUAAACGGCACGUCCUACGAGAUAGACGGCGUCACCAUCCGUCUAGGCGAGCUACGUGUCCCCGGACAGGCCCAGACUGUUCGGGGUCUGCUGUGCUAUGCAGCGUCAUCUCUUCCUCAGGAAAAGAUUGCCAAGGCACUCGUGACCAACGUGGUCGAGAGUCUCGGGUUCGCAGAGGCGAAGAAAACGUACAGGACAUGGCCGAGCAAGGAAAAGGCUCAAGAGAUUCGACUGUGGUGCGAUGCCUUGAGCCAACGACCCUAGCCGCAGUGAUCGGCAGCAGAUUCAGAGAGGCAGCUUUUUGCGGCGCAGCCCUUCUCCUCCACGUCGAGCCGACACGGUGGGUUGAUAUCGAGCAAGAAUGAGCCAAAGUGGCGAUUUCGCGAUUAGGAGUUUGCACCGUUUUUUCUAGCUAAAAGGCGGGAGAUC